UCCGGCUCCGUCUUUCUUUCCACCUCUCAGUCAGUAAUAAUGGAGCCCAGCAGUCCGAAGAAGAUCCAGUUUGACGUGCCUCCGCUGCAGGGCCAGCUUGACCCGCAGGCCGCCGAGCAUAUCCGACGCAGAAGACCGACUCCUGCCACUCUGCAGAUCUACAGACAACCUGGCACAGAUGUUGGAGAUCAACACAACGCUGGAGGAGAGUCACAGGCUGCAGACUCGUCUCAGAGGAAGCAGAGCACCUACGUCCCUCCCUCCAUGAAAGGUAAACUGGAGGGGACCGUCCCUGAGGAAGAGGAGGACGAGGAAAGCAGCCGUCAGGGAGACUGAUGAAGACACAAACACAUACCAACACCGAACAGGCAACCAGUCCGUCUCUGACCCCUGGACACGCAGACGGACCCCGGCGUCCACCCAGUGACCCCCACAGUCACAGAGCCGGGGCGGGUCACCUUCAUCCAUCAUGCUCGUCCCCGGUCAUCAGGCUUCACACGGGUCAACAGUUUCUGUUCAUCUGAACCUAAAACAACCAGAACUCUGUUUACCGGAAUCAGCUCAUUCACUAGAAGGAUGCUCAAGGCCGCAAAAACUAAAUUAACAAACCAUUUUAGGUUCAAAGAUCUUCAUCAGCAUAGUUUAUCCUAGUUCAUUUUAAAUUACAGCUUCAACACCGGAGACUAAAAUGAAACAUUUAAGCAACAUUUAUUGAUUAGAUCAUGGUGAAACUGAAACCUCCCACAUCCUGCUGCAUAUUUUACACAGGUGUGUAGUGUAACUCCACUAUUAAGUUGACGUUUUCUGUUUCCAGUGUUAUAAAUGUCCAGUUUUUGUUUUUUUAAAUCAGGAUUUUGGACAAAAUUGUCACGACACCCACAAAACACUAAUUUGGUCUCAUAAAUCCUACUGUGUACAGCUCUGGUCACGUCAGUGCUGAAUGAAUGGAUAUCCAUUUUUAAAUCUGAUCUUUAACAUGACAGUUGACUUUGUAAAUUCAAUAAUAGCAUCAAUCCACAUAGUGUAGGAGAUGAUGAACAGUUUAUCCCUGUGAUCAUUACUUUGAACAUUAUGGUAGAAACCUUUAACAGGCUGCCCCCUGGUGGCUCCAACACUGAACAGCAGGACUUUGAAACACCUGCUGCAAUUCUCAUCAUUUCCUGUAAUUGUUUUAGAUGUUUUUAAAAGUAACACUGCAUUUUGUAUCAAAUCUGAAGAGUUAAUCGUGAGCUAAUGAUGUAUACGUGUCUGAACUGACUGUGAUUGAUGUUUUGAUAAUGCAGGAAAACACAGAUUUUAAAUACUAAGAAUUAACAGCAUUGUUUGUUUCCUCGUGCAACACGUGUUUUAUAAAGUGUCUGCAUUUCAACAUGAUGGCCAUUACAAAAACUUUUUUUUUUCCAGAUUCAUUAUUUAUUCAUUAUUUUGGAACAAUUGAGUUUGUAAGUGACUAACAUGACAAUGUAAUAAUACUCAAGAUCAUCCUCAAAUGAAACCGAGGCGUUACAACUUACCUCUUGGGAUUUCAUCUCAUCGUAGUUUAAGAGCCUUUUCAUGAACUAUGGCCACACACACAAAACUGAACAUUUUUUUAAAAUUAUUUUUUAUUGAUGUAAUUUAUGUUACACGGUGGAAUCAGAAACACAAAGAGGCCGCAACCCUUCCACACCAGAUAGCAGAAUGUGUUUACAGAUCUAUCCGUUCAUGCUUAUAAUGCAUACUAUGGUUGAGAUCCACGGCAGAGACGCACGUGUCUCUCGGGUUUCAGCACAUUCCAGCUAAAACGUAUGUAAAUAUUCACACUUCAACCAUUUCUAGAUUUUUACUUUCAAACAUUUAUAGAUGAAAAUCCUGAAUAGUAUGCAAAAUGAGCUUUAACACACAGCCCCGGGUGACAGAUGAGCACAGGGCUGGCAUAAAAGGAGCCUAUUUUUUUUUUUUGUCUUUUCUUUCCACGUUGUGUUUCCUAAUAUGUAGCCCUUGCAAAGCCUUGAUUGAGAGAAAAAAAAAAGUAUAAAAUAAACCAGACCCCACUUUGUAAAAGUUGUCUGC
Molecule: messenger RNA, 2052 nt
Organism: Cololabis saira (Pacific saury)
Lineage: Eukaryota; Metazoa; Chordata; Actinopteri; Beloniformes; Belonidae
Gene: ppp1r1c
Product: protein phosphatase 1, regulatory (inhibitor) subunit 1C
Exons: 5
Coding region: 40-336 (98 amino acids)
Biological process (GO): intracellular signal transduction
Cellular component (GO): cytoplasm
Molecular function (GO): protein phosphatase inhibitor activity
Source: RefSeq, a predicted model, not a curated record